This is a messenger RNA of Betta splendens (Siamese fighting fish), 4785 nucleotides long. RefSeq names its product ceramide synthase 1 (gene cers1). The transcript is spliced from 7 exons. The record is from RefSeq and is a predicted model, not a curated record. Bases 877 to 1974 code for a protein of 365 amino acids. Gene Ontology annotation, biological process: ceramide biosynthetic process. Gene Ontology annotation, molecular function: sphingosine N-acyltransferase activity. Gene Ontology annotation, cellular component: membrane. NCBI's taxonomy places the organism in Eukaryota, Metazoa, Chordata, Actinopteri, Anabantiformes, Osphronemidae.
UCCGUUUCACUUAAACGUGCGCUCGCUGUCUCCACCGACCAGUUGAUUGUCACCGGGAGCGGAGCUGAGCGGCUCGUCAAAACGCAGAUUUGGCGACGUUCGCCAGAUGCCAGCAGCGGCGCAGGAGCGGUCCACAGACGCGUCCUCGCGGGAUAGAACUCGAUAUUUAUAUAUACAUAGUUAUAUUGUGGGGAAUUAAGCUGCCAUGCUCCAGCGUAGACUCGCGCGCGUUAUAGACGUUAUACGAGGCGAAUAACGGACGUUGCCGGAUAGCGGCUCCGCGGUCGCGUGCGCCGGCAGGGCUCGCGCCAGAAACGCUCAGACCUCGAGCCGAGUUCGUUGAUGUGGCCGUUAAGUUGAUCUAAUCAAGCGGGGCGCUGGCUCGAAAGCCUCUGCCGAUGUCGGUCCAUUUACUAUUGUGCGCUUAGCUAGGCGGCUAACCGGGACGCGCCGCUGCCACUGGUGAACCGGCGUGCGCACGUUAGCGGAAGGAUGAUCGGAGGAAACGUUCGGCAGACGCUCAGCGAGGGCUCAGACUAAAUGUCCAAACCCCAUUCAGCAAUUGGUUCUAACGAUUAUCCCAAGCAGCCGCGCACCGGUGCGUGGGCUCAGACCUGCCGGGGCCCGCUACCUUCUGGAAACCUGCCCGCAACGCCGAGAAUGCGCCGGUGUCUUAAUUUGGGAAACAAAGAAUUGGGUUAUUGAAGAGGGUGGCCCUAAGCCGGUUAGAUAACUUAAGCUUGUUUUAGUAUUUUCAGGUGCGCUAGCUAGCCGGUAGACGGAUUAGCCACCCAGUCUGGACUGCGCCGCGCGCACGAUUCCGCCCGUCGCUCCGUCGCAAUCGUCCACGCUUUUUGUCGCGUGCGCCGCACCAAGAUGAGCAGUCACGCCGGCGGCGCGGGGCCGGUGGCGGUGGAGCCCAUGCCGGGAUACUGGGAGCUCAUGACCAGAGCCUCUUCUGCCAUGCUGGACGCGUGGAGAGGCUGCACCGACUGCGGGCUGGAGCUCUCCAAGCGGACCCUCCGCGAGAACGCGUUCAUCACCUGGAGCGAAGCCGCGCUCUUCUUCUUCUGCGCCUUUUUGUGGACGCAGGUCAGACGGGGACUGACGCAAAGUGUGUUUAUGCCUCUGUCUCGCUGGUGCAGGCUGAUGCCCAAAGAUGCUGCCAAGAUGCCAGAGAGCGCGUGGAAGCUGGUCUUCUACACCAUGUCCUGGUCCUACAGCACCUACCUGCUCUUCUUUAGCUCCUACUCCUUCUUCCAUGACCCGCCUUCUGUCUUUUACAACUGGGAGAGAGGUCUGCCAGUGCCUGCGGACAUCGCCAUCGCCUACCUGAUCCAGGGCAGCUUCUACGGCCACUCCAUCUACGCCACCGUCUACAUGGACGCGUGGAGGAAGGACUCUGCUGUCAUGGUGGUGCACCACAUCAUCACGCUGGCACUCAUCAGCUUCUCCUACGCCUUCAGAUAUCACAACGUGGGCAUCCUGGUGUUGUUCCUUCACGACAUCAAUGACAUCCAGCUGGAGUUCACCAAGGUCAACGUCUACCUGAAGUCCAGAGGGGGAAGCUAUCACCUGCUCAAUGAUGUCCUGUCCAACAUGGUCUCCAUCAGCUUCAGUAUUACCUGGUUCUGGUUCCGCCUCUACUGGUUUCCUCUCAAAGUGCUGUAUGCCACAUGCGUGUCCAGCAUCCAGUCUGUGCCCAACAUUCCGUUCUACUUCUUUUUCAACACGCUCCUCUUUGCGCUGCUGCUCAUGAACAUCUACUGGUUCUUGUUCAUCGUGGUUUUCGUCGUGAAGGUGCUGAAGAUGAAGGAGGUGAAUGAUGUCAGGGAGUACGAGGACGAAGAGGUGGACAAGGCGGCGGCUGGUCUGCUCCGCGACUCUCAGGCAGAAACCGAUGAUGCUGGGAAUCACAGCUCUGCACAGGGGAACCACGUGCAGAACGGGGUCACCAAGGAGAAGCAUCUAUGACAAGCUCGCCAUCGCCACCACUUGGAGCGGGGCUGCAAGUACAAGCGCGAUCAGACACCUUGAAGGGAAGAGUGUCAGGAAAGAAAAGAGAUGGCGUUAGGCUGCAGCCAGGUUUUAUUUUUAUAUUUAUCGUAGUCUGUCGUUUUGUUUUAUUAGAACAUUGUGAAUGUGAUUACAGGCGGCAUUUUGUGUUUUUGUUGCUAGCUCUUUAUUGCAUAGAUUCACGAAGCGACACCAGUUGGACUGAGAGUUGGAUCAGGAGGAAACAGUUAUGUGUCCUCCUGGUGAUGCUUUACUACCGCCCGGUGCGUUCGUGUGUGUGUGUGUGUGUGUGUGUGUGUGUGUGUGUGUGUGUGUGUGUGUGUGUCUGCUAGACGUUUCAGGACGUAGACAGUAGCUGAGCCUUUACAGUCCUUUCGUUCACAACAUUUCACCUCUCGACUCGUCUCACUCUGAUCGACGGUCAUGGCGUUUUUUCCACGUGGCGUUCCUGUACGAAAGGAGCUAUUUUGUAUUGUUUUUCCUCCAAGCAUCUGUUUCUGCACUGACAUGACGGCGCUCAAGCUGGUUGUAGUAAUCACAUCAAAUGACUAGAGUUGAAUUGAGCAGGUUUCAGUGUCAUCGCGAUUUAAUUUGUUUUAACAUAUGUAUUUGAUUAUUUAGAAGCCGCUGACAGGCAGCGGUGGCUUCUGGGGUUCAAGAAAAGGUAGAACAAUAGUCCAGAACUGUGAGGAGGCAAACGAGCUGAUUGUGGCAUGCAUGACACUGGAAUGGCUUUGGAAUGAUGCUAUGAAAUCAUCUACGAAAAAUCCCCCUAGCUAUUGUUGUAGGUACAACUUCUUUGCUAAUGCUUUAACUUUGAAAAGGAUCUUUAGAAGCCGCAGCAGCUACACGACGUCCGUGCACUCAUAAACCAGAGUCCUGGACGGUUCCGUGGGUUCUGCUGCUUUGCUGCAGCUGUGUGUAGUGAAUCCUCCUGACCAGACGUUAACGUUCCUACAGUCUCGAUCGUAUUCAAGCUCUUGAUUUCGAUGAACAGCUUGUGCUGCUCGAACAGGCUGCAGAUGUCGUCUGUCUGCAGGCGACGGUUCCGCUUUUGUUUGUCUUCCACAACCUUCCACGACUCAGUGGAGCUGAAACUCACCAAAAUGUCACUUUAUUUUAUUUUUCAUUACCACAUUCACUUCAGCAAUUGUUGCUGAUGCUGUAACUGAGGCUCUAGUUUACUUUAUUUAGAAACUGCUGCUGUUUUGUUUUGUUUUUUUUUAUUAGAGCACUGUAUCACAGAUGUGUUGUGUUUCUGCUGUAUGAAUCGCUGAGGUCUGAUCACAUUAGAUUUCCACAGGGACCAAUGCUCACCUACGCUGCGAGCAUCGAGCUUCAGACUUAGGACUAAAUGCAGGCGUGCAGUAGCCCCACAUGUGUAAUGUACGUUUCCUGUUGCUGUGUUGGAUGUCAGACGUCAGGGCCCGUCAUGACUGCUUCCACUCUCACUGAGUUCUGGCAGGAGGGGACCCACUUGAGGUUCUGGCAGCUCAACUGUGACUCGAGUUUCCGUAGUUGCUGGUAUUCUUGUGGCUUCAUGACAAACCAACAAACGAGCCCCUCGCUGGACUGGACUGGACGUGACGGUGCAAAGCUGCACGUUCGGUUCAGACACGUGGCUCUCGCCCGCUGCUUUGUGUGAACGGACGGCUGAGCUACUACUCAUGUUGAGUGACAUGGCAGAACAUACGGCAAACAAUAUCAAUUUGCACAUAUACACAGCGAUGUUAUUGUUUGGAAAUGCUCUGCAGGUUUGGCCUUUUGUGGACAAUCAAUGAUCUUGAUAUGACUCUCUUGCAUCUAAGGACUAAGUACUGUAUGUACUUUGCUAGAUCGACUGUCUUAUUGCAAACCUUUCAUUUCUUUUCGAUGGCAUUUUGUGAAGAAUGUCCCUGAAUUCCUACAGUGUCACUGUGUGCACGACAGAGCUCAGAUGUGUCCUGAUUGAAGCUACAGCUUGGGGAAGUCAUGAUUUGCUCUUGAUUUCAUUUUCUUAGACAAUUUUCUACGAGUGGCACAUGAAGGUAUUGUUUGGCACAUGUAAUACAUAACUAGUAUUAUUAUGAAAUAACAUGGACAAAGAGAAUUUCCGAUUUGAGACUGGCAGUUGAGCCAGCGUUUAAACAACUAGCAUGUGGAGCUCAGUUCAGUCCAACAACCACCCUGUGACGUGCGUUGAUGUUUAACGCCUUUAACUUCCAAACCGAGCUGCACUCGGUUUGUGUUGCUAUGAGAACAGUAUGAUCCUAACAUCCCUCCACCUCUUCAGACCCCAGAUCAGCACAGGAAAUGCGACAGUGACGGCAAAAACCUGGCGCUGCGUUUGCCGACUGAGCACCAAGUCAGCAGCACUGACACGGCUCUCGCUGCGAAGCCUGUGGGACGUGCUGCUGUUCAGGGGUGGACGUGAUCUGGACUGAACUGGCUCACAGGCUUCGCUCCAUUAGAACACAAACCAUCUCCAUUAAUGUUUCGAUUGUGCCAAGAGCCAGUGAGAGCAGCAGCCCUGGAGGUACUUCCUAUAAAUUGCACUGUAAUUUAUUAGCAUUAUUUUUAUUGUUAGCUGAACAAAAUUUAAAAAUUUGUAUUACUUUCUGGAAAGAAUAUUUAAAUGUUUUAAUGAUACAUGUGUACUAUACAAAUGGCCCCAUUUUUUCCAAACUCUGUAAAACCUGGAUGAAGACUGCUCUUUUGUAACUUUACUACCAUUCAGUCAAUGCUAUUGAUUUAAUUUUUUCCCAUAAAAUAAAAAGUCAGUAAACUAGA